AACCUCAAACUGGAUUUAAACUCGUGAGCCCUCCUGAGUCGGGGGAUCUCUUUAGGACAUUCAAGGUAAGCAGAUACCAAACUUGAAAAAAAUGGCUCCAUGUGGUUUUCUGAAUCCACUGUCCUCAUUCAGAUUUGAGGAUAAAAUCAAGUUUUCCGCCAGUCAGCAUCUUUCUUUUGCAAGAAGCAAAUGGUUUACGAUCCACGAGACCGAGAGCCAAAGUGACGAGCGGAGCAUCAAGCCACCAGAUUUCUCUCUUAAACUGUACAGAUCUCUGACAGUCCCCCCAAAAAGAGAAACAAAGGCACAUUCAAAGGUAGCCGUACCUCGACAUAAUGAAACAAAGAGGGGAACUGGAACAUUUCUACCAAAGGUUUUACAUGAGCGGCACCACAGGGAAGAAACUGCUGAGUUCAUCACAUCAUUCAGAUGUCCUGAUACUCUGGAAUGUGACCUGAAGUUUGUUAAGACAGGGAAGUACCCUUCUGGGCCUUACAAGAACCCCAAACCACAUAACUUCAGACCGCUCGAUGUUGACCUUCCAGACAUCGUUACUACAUACGAGAGAGACCCUGGUAAUCUGAAGUUAAAAUUAAAGCACUUGGACAUUCUUCUGACCACUAGAUCCGAGUCAGACUUUAGUUCAGCUGACGCCAAGAUGAGGAUGGACACCUUUAAACCAGCAGAGCCCAGAUGGGAUGCGAGGCUCGUACUCCCUCAGCCGCCUUGGCCUCCAAAAUCAGCUUCCUAUACUGUCAGUGGGGUUUUGGCAUCAAAUUCCAUAAAGAACCACUUCUGUGUUACUUCAGUAUUCUGUGCUAAAUUUCAUCACCACGUUUCAGACCGAGACAUAGUUUUUACUCCAGUAGAUUAGACAGCUGUAGAUACUUUCAGAUUAAGAUUGUACACGCAAAACAUGCGAUGAAUUUACUAAACAUGAUGCAUUGUUAGUGAUUAAACAACCCACCAGAAUACGAAGCAGCUACAUUUUCUUCCACCUCAGCUAACUACAACAGUAAGGUACCCUGUGCAAUCAAUAAUAAAGAUCCAUUAACAGUGAGCACUUUUACUCUGAAACUUUAAAGGGGAAAGUGUAAAAUAUGGUCAGAAUCCAACAGCAGCUCCUAAAACACAGGGGACAGCAUAUCACCAGAGUAACCAUCAACUCCUGCUAACUGGUUAGCAUGCUAGCUGCAGUAGAUAACUCAAUGUCUUUGACGUAACGUCAACACUGUUGUUUCUUCACAUUCUGUUUAUAAUGAUUAUGUAAUUUCAUUUUUUGAAUGUUUUCAAGUAAAUUUCUUGAUAUGGUU
Molecule: messenger RNA, 1313 nt
Organism: Scatophagus argus
Lineage: Eukaryota; Metazoa; Chordata; Actinopteri; Scatophagidae
Exons: 3
Coding region: 92-874 (260 amino acids)
Source: RefSeq, a predicted model, not a curated record